AUGUUGCUUCUUGAUGAUAAAACCACCGAUAAAACUCCUAUCCCCCACGAAGCUCUUUUUGAGCUUCAUGCCCUAUUUUCCAAGUCACUGGCAUGGAUGGAGACACGGAGGCACAUGAUAGAACAACGGGAUGCUCCCAGUGCAAACAUGUUUCGGUUCUCAUUGUUGCCUACGCUGUUAUUUCGCACCAUCAGACGAAUAUGGACCACCCUGCCAUAUUUUAUUCGAUAUAGAGCGUAUGAAAAGCUCCAUUCGGUUGGCUUAUACCUCUAUGGACAAUCCCUUUCUCCAAGAGUCCAACGGCUGCCUUUCGGGCUGUAUUUACGCAAGGGACGACCGCAACAGGCAGUUCAAUACCGGGCAGAGGCUCAUACUCUUGGCAUGGUGGAGAAAUUCACUCAAAUACCUGCGCCAAGAGCAAUUGAUAUCUUGGAAACCCCUAAUGCUUCAUAUUUGCUCAUGACCCAAGUCCCAGGCCGUCCGAUCGGCCAGCUGCUCAAUACUAUGACGGACAAGCAAGUGGAAAACGUGGUGACCGACCUAAAGCGGUACGUCGCCCAGCUGCGAGCGAUCCCUAACGAAGUCAGCAAAUUUCAAAUCUGUAACUCUCAAGGUGGCGGGAUCCUGGACUGGCGCAUCCCUGAUAGCCAGUCAGAGGAAUUGCGCUUCCAAACAGAGACCGACUUUCACGACUAUCUGACUAGAAUUAUGACGGAAGAUACUCGAAGGCAUGCGGCCAAAUCGCAUGCCACCCCACACGCGAUCGUAUUUACGCAUGGAGAUCUAAAUCCUAGGAACAUUCUCGCUGAGAACGGCAAGAUUACCGGCAUCGUCGAUUGGGAGAAUGCGGGCUUUUUUCCAGAGUACUGGGAGUACACUAAGAUGCAUUACACAGUUCGCAGCUUGACUCGAUGGCUGGUUGAUGUCGUUGAUCGAGUAUUUGAGGGCUACCGGGACGAGCUACAUGUGGAGAAUAUGCUAUCAGAUUUAUCAGGCCCCUUUUAA
This is a messenger RNA of Penicillium roqueforti, 1005 nucleotides long. RefSeq lists its product as uncharacterized. The transcript has 2 exons. The record is from RefSeq and is a predicted model, not a curated record. The coding region runs from base 1 to 1005 and encodes 334 amino acids. NCBI's taxonomy places the organism in Eukaryota, Fungi, Ascomycota, Eurotiomycetes, Eurotiales, Aspergillaceae.